AUCAACUGCUGUUUAAUCUGCUCGCUUUUGAAUGUUAUUGAAUUGAAAUCAAAUCAUAACUUUCAUUCUCAACAAGAUGAACUCAAACAAUCAAUCAACCGAUACUCCUAACUCACUACGUGACCCUCGAUUAUCAUCUUUGCAAGUCACUCCGUCUCCAAUCCCAACUCCAUUGGCCACUCCUUCUUUGGUCACUAGCUCUCUCACAGAUUCUAGUUUCUUUUCGCUUCGUGAUCCUGCCUUGGAAUCAAUGUUAUCUAGCGAGAAUGGUCCUGCCUCUCUUCAAAUAUCCAAUCCUACUCAACCCGAUCUAGAAACCUCGACUUCAUUGGCAUCUGAUUCAGUGCCUCCGCCAGGCCAACUAGGUCCCGAUUUGCUUUCUUCUCAGAUUGUCGCUAAUCUUUUGGAACUUCAAUCAUUUCAAGCCAACCUCAACUCCUCUACGCCACCUACAAUAGCUUCAUCUACUAUUCAGCCUGAAGGUCAGUCGAGCUCGAGUGUUGACAUUCCAAGCAGUGUGAAUCCAGAGGUUCAAGCACUCGAAGUGACAACCACCACUGAGAUACCCACUUCACAAGAGCCAUCCAUCAUACCUGCUCCGAUUUCAAAUCAAAGUGAUGUCCCGGUAUCGGUCUCACUCAUUGACUCUGUCGAAGGGACCGGUUCUCUACCUGAAGGCAAAGCUGUAGAGCAGCCAGCCGUGACUGAUAACCAAAACGAACCUCAAUCACUCGAUGUCCCAUCUGUUGAUCCACUCAUGAAUGGUGACCAGGAGAUUGCUCGAUCAAGGGAGAUGUCUUUAUCGAUCGAGUCUACAGGCCAGCCAGAUGUUGCGAUUGAGGACCUGCCAGAUCCGGCGACGGAAACCACCGAGCCGUCAGGUCAUGUGAUUGAUCACGAUCACGAUAUGGGUACGAGUGCUAUCGACACGUCCGCUCCUUCUGCGCCAACCAAUGAACCGAGCAAUCCAGAUCCAUCUAGUCCGGUCACCAUCAUGAAAUUUCCUUUACCGGCCAAACCAGCUUCUGAUAAUCACACACCGCUGUUCGCCCCAUCCCCACCACAGGCAUCCCAAGACGAAUCACCGACUCCUCCAUCCCCCCAACCUUUACUUUCACGUCUAGCGACUCUGAAACAGAGAGUAGAAAAGAACCGUAUGGAUGGAGAAGCUUGGUUAGAACUGAUCGCUGAUGCAGAGAAAAAGGGUGAUUUAGAGAAGACCCGAGAAGUGUACAAAUCCUUUUUGAGCAAUUUUCCAGAUGCUGCCCCUCAAUGGAUAGCAUAUGCCGAUUUAGAGCUUGGUCAUGGCCAUUUUCCCGAAGUGGAGCAGAUCUUUUCACACUGUUUGCGCUCCUCCGUUUCCGUCGAGCUUUGGGCUUUCUACCUGAAUUACAUCAGAAGGGUGAACCCAGUCGAGGGUGACAAAGCUGCGGCUUCUCGUACCAUCAUCAUUUCCGCCUACGAGUUUAGCUUGAAUCAUAUUGGUAUUGAUCGAGAGUCUGGAUCUAUCUGGAUAGAUUAUAUCAGCAUACUCAAAGCAGGGGAGGCUUCGGGUACCUGGCAAGAACAACAAAAGAUGGACUCGCUACGAAAGGUCUAUCAAAGAGCUGUUUGCAUCCCGCUGAACAACAUUGAACAGCUCUGGAAAGAUUAUGAUGCUUUCGAGCAUCAGAUGAGCAAGAUGACUGCCAAGAAAUUUUUAGCUGACAAAUCGGCGCAAUACAUGGCAGCGCGUGCGGCACUUCGUGAUAUGAAGGCACUCACUGACAAUCUUUUACGGCCAAAAGUGCCGGUAAAGCCUAACUGGAAGCGUAUAGAAGAUCAUCGAAAUCUAGAACAAUGGAAGACUUACCUACAAUGGGAGGAGAAAAAUCCACUCGAGUUAACCGACAAGGCUGCUUUGAAUACCCGAAUCCAAUACGCGUAUCGUCAGGCAGUGAUGCAUAUGCGCUUUUAUUGCGAAAUGUGGUAUUUGGCCGCCCACCAUCUUCGAAAAAUGGAAAAAACUGAGGAGGCUCUCCUUACGCUACAUUCCGGCUUGACUGCUAACUCCACCAGCAUGGUCUUGACCUACGCCAUUGUUGAAAUUCAAGAGACUCUAAAAAAUUACUCAGUAUGCACAGAGGCAUUCAAAGCUUUGAUUGAUCAUUAUCAUUCAGAGAUUGAUGAAAUCAACAAGACGAUUGAAAAAGAGAUUGCGCAUGGGAUUCCUAUCAUCGAAUCUAAGACUGCCAAUGGUGUGGAUCAUGAAACGACUCAUGAAUUGACAGAAGAGGAACAACAACGGGCCAGACAGGAAGAAGAGUUACGCACGAACGUCACAUCCUUGUAUAAGCCCAAGGUUGAUGAACUACGUGAAGCUGCGGCCAGCGUUUGGAUCACUGAGAUGCGAUUUGCUCGUAGGACAGAGGGAAUCAAACCGGCACGCGCAGUGUUUACCCGAGCAAGAAAAUCUCCAUACCUCACAAGACAUGUGUUUGAGGCUUCGGCAAUGAUGGAAUACCAUUGGAAUAAAGAGGCAUCAGUUGCUACAAAAGUUUUCGAUCUAGGACUAAAGUCUUUCAGUGAGGAUGUUGAAUACGUUCUGAACUACCUCGAUUUUCUCAUCAGCCUGAAUGAUGAUAGCAAUGCACGUGCGCUAUUUGAAAAAACCAUUUCUAAGAUUUCAUCAGAGGCUGCCCGACCUCUGUGGCAUAGAUGGGCAGCAUACGAGUAUAUCUAUGGAGAUAGUACUGCUAGUCGCAAGCUGGAUGCUAGGAUAACUGAAAAUUUCCCCGACUGGAGCAUUGUUCAGAGGUUGGGAGACAAACAUAAUUACAAUGGACUUGAAGAUGUACUUGGUCGAGAGCUUGGGACAUCCGUUGAACCCAUUCCACUACGACGAUCUCCUUCACCUGUACCUCAGCAUCUACAGGGCUACGGCUUCAAGCGAGCUUCCUCUAAGGAACCUUCACAUCCGCAAUCAAUCCCAUCUGGUCCAGCAGCCCUGCUAAGAAAUAGACAACGUGAUCGAAGUUUCUCACCUGAUUUUCGUGGCAAAAGACCACGUGGACAACGGGAUUCGAUCUCACCCGAACGUAGGGCAGGUGGGAAUCAAGCGGAACAUGGUGGUGGUGGUGUACCUCAUCGAAGACCACGCGAUAGCCACGAAGGACCUAAACGAAAUCGAUACAGUAGUCCUCCUCGUGGAAGAGAAACACCCCCACACCUUGCUCCUGCAGAAAGAGAGAAUCCAUUUGCAUGGUUUCCAGAUGGAUUACGAUACUUGCUUGGGAUUUUACCGUCUGCAUCAUGCUUUGAUGGUCCUCGUUUGGAUGUGCAUACUGUCUUACAAGUUUUGGGCGAAGCUAAUAUCCCAAACACGGGAGGCAAUGGAGCCAAUGGUAAUGGUAAUGGAUCAAUGGGUGGUUCCAUCAACCCUCAUCAUCAUAAUAACAAUAACUCAAGUCGAGAAGGGUUUCAUUCGAAUGCACCUAUUGGAUGGGGACCUAAUAGAGGAGGAGGAGCCAUAGGAAACUUACAACAUACCAGAUCUAAUAGUUCCACUCGUCGAGGUCGACGUAAAUAGUAAUAAGAUGAUCUGACGAUUUUUUUUUACACAAACGAUGAAUGUGUGUUGGAGUAUCUGAAGUAUGAUUUUGAAAGAGAUUGUGUUAAAGUGUGAUUGAUCAUUCACUUUGUCUUCUUUUUAAGAUCGUAAUAAAGAUAUGACGAGAUCAUUAUUAGAUGUACAAAAAGGAGUAGUGGCCUAUACAUAUAGUCAAAAAUAGGUCUUUGAAUUUUCUUUUUUUAUCUUUGAUGGAUUUGUGAGACGGAAAAAGUAAAUAUAUACAUUUAUAUAUAAAUAUAAAGAUUUCUAUAUAUAUAUAUCCAUUUAUACUAAGAAAAAAAAAGCAAUUUAUCUU
Molecule: messenger RNA, 3905 nt
Organism: Melampsora larici-populina 98AG31
Lineage: Eukaryota; Fungi; Basidiomycota; Pucciniomycetes; Pucciniales; Melampsoraceae
Exons: 10
Coding region: 77-3568 (1163 amino acids)
Biological process (GO): mRNA 3'-end processing
Cellular component (GO): nucleus
Molecular function (GO): mRNA binding; protein binding
Source: RefSeq, a predicted model, not a curated record